This is a messenger RNA of Serendipita indica DSM 11827, 360 nucleotides long. Lineage: Eukaryota; Fungi; Basidiomycota; Agaricomycetes; Sebacinales; Serendipitaceae. The record is from the annotation of a GenBank genome assembly.
AUGCCGAAGGAGAAGAAGGCGGCGACUGAUGGCAAGAAGGGAAAGGCACCAGUGAAGAAAGUGCCAGUCAUCGACGAGAUUGCUGCUUAUGGUCUGAAUGUCGUUCACAUACAACAAUUUGAAGCACUGGGCUUUGAGAGACAAAAGGUGAUUGACGUAAUGAAGAGGCUUAACUAUGGUGGAGUGAAUGGUACAAAGAUUGCCGAUGACAAGUGGUUGAAAAGCUCCUGUCGCGGCGCCUACCUCGCCGUUCCAGUUGAAGGGCUUGGCUACAUGCGUCGGGACUUGCCACUCAUCAAUAUCCUUGCAAAUAUACCUCAUAUCCCCAAUCAUGGCUACCAGACCCCAGAAGUCGAUUAA